Molecule: messenger RNA, 603 nt
Organism: Didymodactylos carnosus
Lineage: Eukaryota; Metazoa; Rotifera; Eurotatoria; Philodinida; Philodinidae
Source: the annotation of a GenBank genome assembly
AUGCACAAUUAUGUAUACGAAAAUGAGGAUCUGAUUAAUGCCGAAUUAAAAUGUGUUAUAUGUCAUCAGCCUAUUGAUAACCCAGUGAGUACUACCUGUAAUCAUACGUUCUGUAAAAAUUGUAUUACAGAGUGGUAUCGAAAUCAUCAGUCUUGUCCAAUAUGCCGACAGCACAUAAGUUCAUCUGAUUUAUCACCCGUAACUCUUCAUUUGGUGUUGAAUCAACUUAAUCGGCUGUCUGUGAAAUGUACUAAAUGUAAUCAAGGAAACAUUCAACGUGAUAAUUAUGAAUAUCAUCGACUACAAACGUGCCAAUUUCAAUGUGAAUGUGAAGAAAUUAUUAGACAAAGAGAUAUGUCUGAUCAUGAAAAGAUAUGUCGAAAACAAUUUAUAAAAUGUACAGCUGCUGAAUUGGGCUGUAUAUGGACUGCUCGACGAGAAGAAUUAUAUGAACAUACACUGACUUGCGUUCUGGUUAAUUCCAGUACUGGUCCGUGCGCGAUUUCGGAAAAUCGAGGCUCUAUCUCCGGUGGUUCAUCAUUGCAAAAGACUGGAUCAAUUGAUAUCGAGCGUAAUUCUUCUGCUGCUGAUGUGGUUUUCUAA